Colletotrichum spaethianum is the source of this 1251-nucleotide messenger RNA. Its product is annotated as putative lactate 2-monooxygenase. The record is from RefSeq and is a predicted model, not a curated record. Lineage: Eukaryota; Fungi; Ascomycota; Sordariomycetes; Glomerellales; Glomerellaceae. The transcript is spliced from 2 exons. Gene Ontology annotation, molecular function: FMN binding; oxidoreductase activity. Bases 1 to 1251 code for a protein of 416 amino acids.
AUGGCUGACUCUGGCGAUGGCGAUGAACGCACUCCUUACUCUGCUUACGCUAUCAGCAUCUACCAAAAUGGCAUCAUGUCUGGCCAGUUGCCCGUCGUGACGACGGAUCCCAACGGCCUGGAGGCCCAGGCCAAGAAGGCCCUGGGCCCCGAAUCAUUUGGCUAUGUCUUCGGAGGGGCCGGAGAGCUAUCUACGAUGGACGCCAACCGCCUGGCAUUCCGCCAGUGGAAGAUCGUGCCUCGCUUUCUGAGACCUAACAAUCCUCGGGAUUUGAGGACUGAGCUGUUCGGCGUGACUUAUGACAUUUACCUCAGAGUCUCCUGUCCUGAUGGCCCCAUCGGCGUCCAAGGCAUCUUCCACGCGGACAAGGAAACAGGUCUGGCGGCGGCUUGCGCGGAGCUCAGAGUUCCGUACACGCUCAGCACGGCGGCGACCUCGACGAUUGAAGAGGUUGCUGAGGUCUGCGGCGAUCAGCACCGCUGGUUCCAGCUGUACUGGCCGAUGGACGACGAGAUCACGGGUUCGAUCCUCCGCCGUGCCAAGGCAAACGGCUACAAGGUUCUCGUCGUGACCCUCGACACUGUCACCCUGGCCUGGCGGCCCGCCGACCUUGACCAGGCGUACCUGCCCAUGGUCACGGGCACGGGUAACGCGGUCGCCUUCAGUGACCCCGUCUUCCGCAAGAAGUUCGCCGAGCAGAACGACGGCGAUGCCAUCGAGGACAAUAUCAUCAGCGCCUCCCGGUACUGGAUCAGUGAGGCCUUCCCCGGCGAUCACCACAGAUGGGAGGACCUGGCCCUGCUGAAGAAGCAUUGGGACGGCCCCAUCGUCCUCAAGGGCGUGUUGAGCGUCGAGGACGCUAAGCUCGCUGUUGAGCACGGCAUGUCCGGCAUCAUCGUCAGCAACCACGGCGGCCGGCAGCUUGAUGGCAGCGUGGCCUCGCUAGAGAUGCUCCCGGAGAUCGUCGAAGCCGUGGGAGACAAGCUUACGGUCAUGUUUGACUCCGGGAUCCGGACGGGUGCUGACAUCGUCAAGGCGCUUGCUCUGGGGGCCAAGGCUGUUUUUGUUGGACGCCCCGCCAUCUACGGGCUGGGUAUCGCGGGCAAGGAGGGGGCUAAAGCUGUGAUUGCUGGGUUGCUUGCCGAUCUUGAUUUGACCAUGGGAUUAUCUGGCUUCAAGAAUAUCUCCGAACUGAAGCCAUCUAUUCUGCGCCAAGUUCGGUACGGCGGAGAUGUCAAGGCCAAUCUGUAA